Myotis daubentonii (Daubenton's bat) is the source of this 6629-nucleotide messenger RNA. It is a transcript of the gene DYNLT3, whose product is annotated as dynein light chain Tctex-type 3. Gene Ontology annotation, cellular component: cytoplasm; cytoplasmic dynein complex. Gene Ontology annotation, biological process: microtubule-based movement. NCBI's taxonomy places the organism in Eukaryota, Metazoa, Chordata, Mammalia, Chiroptera, Vespertilionidae. The record is from RefSeq and is a predicted model, not a curated record. Gene Ontology annotation, molecular function: dynein intermediate chain binding.
AACAAGGGCGGUGUCUCCCCGGAGGCCAGUGCGCAGCCGCAGAGCUGGACCCGCCCGUCGCUCCGCCCCCGGGAGAGUCGGAAACACGAUGGAGGAGUACCAUCGCCACUGCGAGGAGGUUGGUUUCAAUGUGGAUGAAGUCCACAACCUUGUUAAAGAGUGUAUAGAUGGAGUUUUGGGUGGUGAAGAUUAUAAUCAGAACAACAUCAACCAAUGGACUGCAAGUAUUGUGGAGCAAUCCUUAGCACAUUUGGUUAAGUUGGGAAAAGCUUAUAAAUAUAUUGUGACCUGUGCAGUGGUCCAGAGGAGUGCAUAUGGCUUUCACACAGCCAGCUCAUGCUUUUGGGAUACCACAUCUGAUGGAACCUGUACUGUGAGAUGGGAGAACCGAACCAUGAACUGUAUCGUCAAUGUUUUUGCCAUUGCUAUUGUCCUGUGACAUCCUAAAAAUGUUUGGCCAAAGCCAUUCACUUAAGAAUUUGUCAGUGUAUACUUUCUAAAAAGAGUAAGUUACUUAUUAAUACUCUAGAUGACAAGUGUGCAAUAUGCUUCAAAGCUAUCAAAAAAACUGAAUAUUAUAAUCAAGCAAUCUCAUACAUAGUAAGUUGGCAGAUUUGCUCAUAUUCUAUAUAUACAGAAUCAUUUCAAUAGGAAAAAAUUAAUGUCAGCAAAAAACAAAUACAGAAACAUGGCAUGACUUGAAAAUACAACCUUAUAUUUACACUAGCUUUUUACUAACAUGUACCUAAGGAGUUAGGGAAAUCUAUUCUGCUGGGGUCCAGCCCCAGCAGGUCCAGGGGUUCCCCAAGGUGUGGACGGAGUCGGAGAAGAAUGAAGGGCACGGAGUCAGCUUUUAGGUGAUCAUAAUAGCCAGAUUCUCUCUUUUAUUGUCAUCUAACAUCUGUAUUUAUACUAUUUGGUUCUCACCUGGGGAAACAACCUCUCUUCUCCUAGCCAGGUUCCUCCCCCUAUUGUCCUCUUACAUCUGCAUUUAUUCUAUUUGAUCUUAACCCCAUCCAUUCCAUUCCAAAGGCUAGGGCGUUUCUCAUCUCUAUUUCAAGGUUCCUUGAAACAUUCCUGCAGGGACUGCCUCAAGCAGCCAGGGUGGAUCGGCUUCCAUCAAAUUCCCCCAUUUUUAUUUUUUAAAUGACAGAACCUUGUUAGAAAAAAAGAGGGAGAAGAAAGGGAAGAAGGCAGCAUCCUGACACAGCCCUUUCCUUCAGCUGCCCCUUUCCCUGUGGUCCAAGGUAGAAAUGGGAAACAAGUCCUGUUGCAGUGAGAGGGCAGCUGCUGUCAGCCAAGUCUCUGUUUUCUGGGUACAGAUCUCAGCUGGACCAAGUCUCUUUCUGUUCCCAAUCUGAGCUGGGCCAAGUCUCUAUCCGUUAUCUGGGUCCCGAUCUGGGCUGGACAUGGGAAGCAAGAAGCAGCCAUGGGAAGCAAGAAGCAAGAGGAAGCAAGAAGCAGGAGACCUUCCUCAGAAGGGGCGAGUAUUCAAGCCCCUGCACCAUUAGGGGGGGGGGUGAGGAUCUGUGCCCCACCUCUGUUGAACCCCAAGUUCUCUCCUACUGGCCCCCGACUGUGCCUGUCUUAGGUUGCCCCACCUUGUGGGGUCUUCCCGUCUUUGACUACCAGCCAUCUCUGGGCCAAGUAGGGUGAUGUGAGGUUCAGUUCUGUCUCCUUGGUAGCCUAUGCCCCUGUGGCCUCCAUGCCCAGCAACUGCCUUUGGAUCCCCUCGCCUGCUGGUGGGGCCCCAGCAUUGAUCACAUAUCUUGGGGAACCCAGGUUUCUUCUCCAGAGAGGGCCCAGCUUACACCAUUGGGCAAGAGACAGAUCCAUGGUACCAGCCACCGUGACCUCAGCAUUAACAAAGAACUCAGGCAACAGCUGUAGAAUAUUGGAUAGUGAGAAGAGGGUCCCUCUUGACACAAGGGCAAGAGGGGCCAAUACAGGACAAAGGAGAGUCCCGGGACAGGCUUUCUCAGACCAGGAUGUCAGGUUCUUGGCACAAGAUAAGUCCACAUAUGGGGCAUAUACCAGACACACCCAGUCAUGGCAGAAAAGGGAGGGGCCUUUCCUGGAACAGUAGGGUAGGGAGAUUCUAGAAAAGGCUGUGUUCAGGAGAGAAGGAGAAAGGCCAAAGAACCAGCAAACAAGUAGUUAGAUUUAUAAAAAGAAAAAGGAAAGGAGAUGUGGGGCAAAGCUGGGACAUAAGGACAGACAAAAAGGAGGCACAUGUGAUCCUCCCAAUGGACAGGUGGUUCCAGCUCAGGGCUGCACAUCUGCUGCAGACGGGUACUGGUCAGGUGUGCUACCUUAAUGGAAGUAAAACUUAAGCAUCAAGAACAAAACUCUGGCUAUUAAAACAAUAACAAGACAAUGCCAAUGCAAAACCCAAAACAUUUCAAAACUUAAACAUAACAUUUUUAAAACUAGUAAGAAUAAAAAAACAAUGGCAAUGCAAAACAGCAAUAAGUGAGUUUCUGCUAAAUGAAAAUUUCUUUUGCUGAUUUACUCAGAGUCCUCAGACUUGGCUGAGAAAGUAGCUUCCACUUCUUGCUUUUCUACCAUCUGCUGGGCUUCAGUUGUUAACUUCUUCAACUGACCGCAUGUUGGCACCUUAGUCCCUUGCAUAGCCUUCCUUUUCUUCUUUUUUCCGCUUUUCUUUGGAACAAUGGGACAAGGAGCUUCUCUGUGUCCAUUGUGGUAAUACAGGUAAUGCUCUGGUACCCAAAUUGGUUGCACUGCUCCUUCUGGAAAAAUACAAAACACAACCUCUUCCCCACAUCAUUACGAGAUCUGGUAAAACUCUUCUCUGGUUUGUGUAUCCUUCUACCAGGCUGAGUCGGCAGAGGCUAUUGUACAGGAAGCCCGAUGCCUUUUGGCUGCUGUACAACCCUCUGCAUUGUAUUUCCCAAAAGUCUAACAUAUAACAUUAUUCUCCCCCCCCCCUUUUUUUUAUAUAUAGAAAAGGUUUAUAUUGAUGGAAUUGUCAGUUUUCCUUUUUGUGUCAAGAGCCAACUUUGAUGUGUUAAAACUAAGUAAAAUGCAUUUACUCAAUCAGUAACAUUUUUAAGAAUAAACUUCAAAAUUGCAAGACAUAAUCAACCAACAGAUUUAAUUCUGUCCUCUAGAUUUUUCAUGAGGCAAAUUAGAUUAUUGAACAAUUUUUAUAAUUUGAUUUAGUAAACUUUACUUUUUAAUUUCAAGUGGCUCUGGAAAACCACAUUUGAGCCUUGCAAAACAGGUUCUGGCCUACCUGGUCUUUUCAGAUGUAAAUUGACCACAUUCUUUCUUUAAGAUUUUGCUACAGGCAGGAGGUGACUAUCACCUUCCUUCAUUAAGAAAAGCUUUCUUAAUUAACAAAAGACCAGUUUUUUACCUUGGCUCCUUAGAUUUUUAUAAAGAUAUAUUUCAAUAAUUUUUGAGAUUCAAAUCCAAAUUAUUAUUUUAAGGCAUAUUCUUUAGCAAAUUUUUGUAACAGAGACAAUUUUACUGAAUUUUCUUUUGCUUUGGGGAAAGUUUCAGCAAAUGACUCAGAUGGCAUAUUUUUCCCAAAGUCAUGCUUAAUAGAAAAAGACAUUUUAAAUUUUUUCCUAUUUCGCUUUCCAAAGUCAUGGCUAGCACCCAAGGUUAUCUUAGCUAAAGUUUGGUUGUCAUAAGAUGUUCUCCGGUAAUUUUUAAACAAAACAUUAAGUAAUCUCAUUGCGGGAGAGCUUAUAGCUCUGCCUUUUCCUGCUACCUUUGAAUCUCUCCACACCAGAGGCGGAUUCGGCAGUGGGGUUUCAUUUCUUAUUACAGAUUUUAGAUUCCAAACACAAAUUAAGAUAUUAAUUUGAACAAGAAACCCAUUGAGGUGACCAUGGCACUCUUUUUUUCAGCCUGAUUUAAAAGAGUACCUUUUAAUAUUCCAAUUUCUUUAUAAUUUGGUCUUUUUGUACAGGUGAUUCUAUUAACGGCAAAUGAAACAUUUCGGGAUUAGGACAUGGAGGUGGAGGGAGCCAUGAAGGCCAUCCCUCCCAUUUUUUCUUUUCUUUCUGCUCCUCUUAAGUCACUUUUCCUUCCUCAGAAAAGCAUGGACACACUUCUUGUAUAAAACAUUCCGUCUGACUGGGCGUAACCUUAACUUCUCUGCUAGCAAGCAUAUGUGUUAAAAGAUCAAUAAGGAGUCUUUUUUCUUCUAGACUCAGUAUGGCACAUCUUCUCAAUCUAAGUUCUGUACUAUCCACCCACUUACCCUACUUAUCCUCUAUAGGGGGGUCUGCAGCACCCUACGGUGGAAUCCUAUCCGUCCCGAGUGCGGGGGGGGCGGGGGGCUUACCUAGGGGAAUCCUGUUCGGGUGCCAAAAUGCUGGGGUCCAGCCCCAGCGGGUCCAGGGGUUCCCCAAGGUGUGGACAGAGUCAGCGAAGAAUGAAGGACACGGAGUCAGCUUUUAGGUGAUCAUAAUAGCCAGAUUCUCUCUUUUAUUGUCAUCUAACAUCUGUAUUUAUACUAUUUGGUUCUCACCUGGGGAAACAACCUCUCUUCUCCUAGCCAGGUUCCUCCCCCUAUUGUCCUCUUACAUCUGCAUUUAUUCUAUUUGAUCUUAACCCCAUCCAUUCCAUUCCAAAGGCUAGGGCGUUUCUCAUCUCUAUUUCAAGGUUCCUUGAAACAUUCCUGCAGGGACUGCCUCAAGCAGCCAGGGUGGAUCGGCUUCCAACACUAUUCAGAUAAUAAAAUUCUCUUUCAGCUUCAGAGAAGUUAACAGGGAUAAAUAUAUGAACAAAAAGCACUGCUAGGAUAAAUCUGGAGAAAAUAAUUAUUAGCUAACGCUUUUUUAAAAAAUAUAUUUUUAUUUUUUUCAGAGAGGAAGGGAGAGGGAGAGAGAUAGAAACAUUAGAAACAUCAAUGAUGAGAGAGAAUCAUUGAUCAGCUGCCUCCUGCACGCCCCCUGCUGGGGAUUGAGUCCGCAACCUGGGCGUAUGCCCUUGACUAGAAUCGAACCUGGGACCCUUCAGUCCGCAGGCUGACGCUCUAUCCACUGAACCAAACCAGGUAGGGCUAGCUAACACUUCUUAAGUUUGUAUUUCUUCUCAGCUGUACAUAUGAUUUAGUAGAAAGCAAUUGUUCUUUUUUUCCUCUCAACUAAUAUUGCAGUAGCAACUACUAUUAACUUGUUUACAUUUUUUGAGAACUGUUAAAACAGUUUUUAAAAUUUCAAAAUCUUGGAUUUACAUUUGAGGGCAAAUUAAAUCUGGUAACCUUGAAUUCCCUUGUUAAACAGAAUGAGUUAUGGUGUAUGAUGAAAAGUAUCUGCCUGACAGCUGCCUUACAAUUCACGCAUUCCAUGUGUAACAAAUACUAUUGAAUGCCUGUUUGUUAUGAGCAUAUUUCUCUGCUAGUCAUUAUAGUUAUCUGCUGUUCAAAUACUAAGUUUCUUUUGGUAACUGUUCAGUUGGACUGUUAACAUUUAUGUUUGUGGGAAGAAAAAAAGUUGUUUACAAGAGAGGGAAAAGUGAAUCUGGUUAUUUAUGUAGCAAAGCGAAAAGCGCUUAUUGCUGACAGAGAAUCGUAACUUUAAGAAUUUUUAAGAAUUGCUCCUAGCAAGUAAAAAAUGAAUAAAACAUGCAGUUCUUAGUUAAAGGCCUUAUUAGAGGAGUCUUACUAUACAAGUAGUAAAUUUUAUCAUUGUUUAGUUACAACCAUCUGUAAAUAAUUUUAAAUGCUUAUGUGGGAUUCAAAUUAAUUGGAAUAAAGUAUAAAUUAAAAGUAUAUAAUCAUUGGCAAGUUAUUGAAAAUCUCAGGGCUUAUAAAAUGUAGUUAAAUUUAUUUAAAAAACUAGAGGCCCUGUGCACGAUUAAAUCAUGUGCGUGUAGGGUCUCCUAGGCCUAGCCUGCCAUCAGGGCCAUGUCCGCCGCCCGCGAUGCCUUGCAUGCUCCGCGGAUGCUGCCGGCGCCCCACAACACUCUGGGGAUUCUGCUGGCACCCCGGGAGGGUGGGGGGAAAGGAGGGUGGGGAGGGCUGGGAGGUGGGGUGGGGUGGGGGUAGGGCCCGAGAGGUGCUCCAUGCACCUCCUGGUGACCAGUCAUUAUGGUGUUACGGCGUUAGGGCCAUUGGUCUUUUAUAAUAUAGAGAAGAUCUACAGCUGGUCACCAAAUGCAAAGUCAAUCUGCUGUUUAACCAUGAAAACAAAAUCAAGUUUGCAUAUUACCACUAACACACAUACAUAUGGGUAAUAGAACCAUGUUUCAUUGAAUUUGGGGGAAAGAAUAGCUUGGUAUUAAUAAUGCCAAUAUUAAGAUAGUAUUCUUGUAGGAAUACUAUGUGCAUGUUUGAUAUUUUGCUGAGUAACAAUAAUUGUUCAAUGUUUAAGAAGAAUAUUAAGAAAAUACAAGGGUAGAAUUUAAUGCAGUGAUCUACAUUUUUGGCCCAUGGGAAACUCUCGUAGUCAUUACCUACAUAUUAGUUUAUGCUGCUGGCUUUUGUGCCCUUGAAGAUUAUAAUAGUGACCAAAAUAUCUGUGCAACUGAGACUCAUUUUGAUUAUUGUUAUUGAAGCCUGAUCAUAAAAAAAUAAAAUAAAAAAUACCUUGUGAACUUGCUAUCUGAUCUGUUUCUAGUUACAACAUAAUAAAGAUUAUUUUUCUGUGCUA